Molecule: messenger RNA, 507 nt
Organism: Podarcis lilfordi (Lilford's wall lizard)
Lineage: Eukaryota; Metazoa; Chordata; Lepidosauria; Squamata; Lacertidae
Source: the annotation of a GenBank genome assembly
GCACAUGCAAGAGUCUGGCAUAAUUACAACAAACAUUUCCGACCACAACAGAAAGGGUUUUUGUCGAUCACUUUGGGAUCCCACUGGAUCGAACCGAGCAGAUCCAAGAAUGAAGAAGACAUCAGAAAGUGUCAGCAGUCCAUGCAGAAAGUGCUUGGGUGGUUUGCCAAGCCAAUACAUGGGGAUGGAGAUUACCCAGAAGAGCUGAAGACGGAAUUUGCCUCUCUCUUGCCAAACAGUACUGAGACCGAGAAGAACUACAUCAAAGGGACCGCUGACUUCUUUGCAUUUUCCUUUGGUCCAAAUAACUUUAUACUACCCAAAAUGGGACAAGUUUUCUCGCUCGACCUGAGGGAAGUGUUGAACUGGAUUAAGUUGGAAUAUAACAAUCCUAGAAUCCUGAUUGCAGAAAAUGGCUGGUUUACCGACAGCCACGUGAAAACGGAAGACACCACAGUCAUCUACUUGAUGAAGAAUUUUAUUAAUAAAGUCUUGCAAGGUUUGUGA